Molecule: messenger RNA, 1146 nt
Organism: Pyricularia pennisetigena
Lineage: Eukaryota; Fungi; Ascomycota; Sordariomycetes; Magnaporthales; Pyriculariaceae
Exons: 2
Coding region: 1-1146 (381 amino acids)
Biological process (GO): tRNA splicing, via endonucleolytic cleavage and ligation
Molecular function (GO): tRNA 2'-phosphotransferase activity
Source: RefSeq, a predicted model, not a curated record
AUGUAUAUCAAAAUAACGACAAGAUCCCAGACGCUCCAGGCUUUGUUCCAAAACGUCACUGGUUCCACUUGUGCACCACGUACAUUUGUAGCAAACAACAGCAAUACACUCACACUCGCACGUCAGGCCAGUCAAGGCAUCAUUGGGUGCCAACAUUUCACAGGACAAACUUACGAUCAGCAGCAUCACUCUCGACGUCACCACGGCCAUCCAGCCUGGCGUCUGUCGCCAGAGAUGGACGGACAAGGUAGAAGCAGGCGUGGGGGACGAGGUGGUGGUGGCGGUGGCGGCGGCAGCCAGUCCCGCGAAGUCGGCAUCUCGCGCGCCCUGUCCCGCCUGCUACGGCAUCAGGCUGCCAAUGCGGGCAUUCAGCUCGACGGCGAGGGGUAUGCGCCGCUGGACAAAGUGCUGGCAUGGGGACCCAUCAAAAGCCUCAAGGUGACGCUGCCCGAGAUACGCGAGGCCGUGGCCAACAGCGACAAGCAGCGUUUCAGCAUGAAACCCCUGUCGGCCGGCACGUCUCCCGACUCGGACGACCCGGCCGACUUCCUGAUCCGCGCGAACCAGGGCCACUCGAUCAAGCUUGAGUCGGCCGACCACCUGACGCCCGUGACGCUCGAGGCGGGAAACGUGCCCAAGGUGGUGGUGCACGGGACGUACUACGCCUUUUGGCCGGCCAUCGUAGCGUCGGGCGGCCUGAGGCCCAUGGGCCGCAACCACGUCCACUGCAGCACGGGCCUGCCCGGGUCCGAGAGGCAGGUCGUCAGCGGCAUGAGGAGGGACGCCGAGCUGCUCGUAUACCUGGACGUCGAGCGUGCGCUCCGGGACGGCGAGACAAAGUGGUGGCUGAGCGACAACGGCGUCGUCCUGACCGAGGGUGGUGAGGAUGGGUUGGUGCCCGUCAAGUACUUCAAGCAGGUGGUUGGUAGGAAAUCCGACGAGGUCGGGGUCCUUUGGAAGGAUGGUGAGAAGGUGGCCGAUCUGCCAGAGGGCUUGAAAAUUAAGGUGCCAGCCGGCAAGGAGAGGGUGAGCGGUGGAGCUGGUCGGGGCAGAGGGGGUGGUCGCGGUCGAGGGGGUCGAGGAGGCAGGGGAGGCAGUGGAGAUGCGACAGGAGGAGGGACUGAGCACGGUGACACCAAAAGCUAA